Messenger RNA from Bubalus bubalis (water buffalo), 1771 nucleotides. Its product is annotated as sulfotransferase 1A1. Gene Ontology annotation, cellular component: cytoplasm. The transcript is spliced from 9 exons. Bases 815 to 1702 code for a protein of 295 amino acids. The record is from RefSeq and is a predicted model, not a curated record. NCBI's taxonomy places the organism in Eukaryota, Metazoa, Chordata, Mammalia, Artiodactyla, Bovidae. Gene Ontology annotation, molecular function: sulfotransferase activity. Gene Ontology annotation, biological process: sulfation.
AGGGAUUGAACCUGGUUCUCCUGCAUUGCAGGUGGGUUCUUUACUGUCUGAGCCAGCAGGGAAGACUCUGGACUUUAAUCCAAAGAGUAAGAACAAAGGCCAAGGAGGAGAGGAGGGUGCUCUCCCCCAACAGGGUCCUGUGACUCUCGAAGCCCCAACUCCUUGUCUCUGUCUGCGGAGCCUCAUUCAAACCCAGAGAAAGAAAAGCACCUUCUGAGGGCUGUUUUACCAACCAUAAAUGAGGCUCCACGCUGUCCUUGGAGCUCCCUCCAUGGGAGUCGUGGAGCAGGGGCACAUGGAGCAGUCAAAUAACUCCCAGGGUUGACGCAAGCAUUCUGGCUCUUUCCUAUCCUACGCUGCCUCAAAAAGAGCCUGCCUUGCGUGGCUCCACCCCAAACCCCGUCACCCUGCCCACGUACAUCCCUCUGGACUCUGGACUUGCCCUGUGGUCAGAGCCAGAAGUUCCCGGAAUGUUCAGGCUGCUGGGGGCCUGCGGGCUGCCUUCCACCUGAACCCUUGGCAUCUUCAAACCUGGCCUGGAGCCGGCAGAACCGCCAGGCCAAGCUGGGUUCCAGCUGAGGAGGGUCCUCCCACCCCAAACGUCACCCUCUCCUUCCUGGAGGACAGCCAAGUCCCAGUGCUGGUGCCAGGCCCCUCCCACUUGAGAACUACAAAGCUUGCAGCUCAGAGAGCGGUCCUGCACUCACCACACCGCGCCUGUUCUAAGCCCCACGCAGACACAGGCAGGGUCACAAGGCCAAGAUCCAGAGAGAUCAGGAAGGAGGCCACACCCCGGCGCCCCUGAGGAGACAGCAUGGAACUGAUCCAGGAUACCUCCCGCCCUCCAGCAAAGUAUGUGAAGGGCAUCCCUCUCAUCAAGUACUUUGCAGAGGCCCUGGGGCCACUGGAGAGCUUUGAAGCCUGGCCUGAUGACUUGCUCAUCAGCACCUACCCCAAGUCGGGCACCACCUGGGUGAGCGAGAUCCUGGACCUGAUCUACCAGGAGGGUGACCUGGAGAAGUGUCAGAGAGCCCCUGUCUUCAUGCGGGUCCCCUUCCUUGAGUUCAAGGCCCCUGGGGUUCUUACAGGUGUUGAGCUUCUGAAAGAUACACCGGCCCCACGGCUCCUCAAGACACACUUGCCCCUGGCCCUGCUUCCGAAGACCCUGCUGGAUCAGAAAGUCAAGAUGAUCUACAUCGCCCGCAACGCCAAGGAUGUGGCCGUCUCCUAUUACCACUUCUAUCGCAUGGCCAAGGUGCACCCUGACCCUGGCACCUGGGACAGCUUCCUGGAGAAGUUCAUGGCCGGGGAAGUGUGCUACGGGUCCUGGUACCAGCACGUGCGGGAGUGGUGGGAUCUGAGUCACACCCACCCUGUUCUCUACCUCUUCUACGAGGACAUAAAGGAGGACCCCAAAAGGGAGAUUCAGAAGAUCCUGGAGUUUAUAGAGCGCUCCUUGCCUGAGGAGACUGUGGAUCACAUCGUCCAGCACACGUCUUUCAAAGAGAUGAAGAAGAACCCCAUGACCAACUACAGCACCAUACCCACUACAGUCAUGGACCACAGCAUCUCUGCCUUCAUGAGGAAAGGCAUCACUGGCGAUUGGAAAUCCACCUUCACUGUGGCCCAGAAUGAGCUCUUUGAAGCCCACUAUGCUGAGAAGAUGGCGGGCUGCAAGCUCCGCUUCCGCUGGGAGCUGUGAGUGGUCCUCUGGGGGCGUGUGAAACAAGCCCAGCCAUGGCUUCAGAAAUAAAAUCUGAUGUGUGUUAAA